Molecule: messenger RNA, 4768 nt
Organism: Solea solea (common sole)
Lineage: Eukaryota; Metazoa; Chordata; Actinopteri; Pleuronectiformes; Soleidae
Gene: fancd2
Product: FA complementation group D2
Exons: 44
Coding region: 135-4478 (1447 amino acids)
Biological process (GO): homologous chromosome pairing at meiosis; mitotic intra-S DNA damage checkpoint signaling; double-strand break repair involved in meiotic recombination
Cellular component (GO): nucleus; condensed chromosome
Molecular function (GO): DNA polymerase binding
Source: RefSeq, a predicted model, not a curated record
UAAUCGUCUUCAGUCGUCUGUCUUUGAGCACUUCUAUUCACUUUUACAUUCUCUUUUCUAUUCACUUUUCUAUUCACUUUAAAACCAUUUUCACAGCCAACAACUAAAACUCGUCGUAACCACAUACACGCGAGAUGUUGCGCAAAAAACGACGCUCGUCUGCGUCUGCGGAUAAAGGAGAGACAUCCACCACAACUAACAAGGCAAAGAAGAGCCGCAGCACAGGUCGUCAUCCUAAAGUGGCCAUUCCGGACGUCACUAAUGAAAGUGCAUUUACCAUAUUCCUGAGAGAAGCAGGUGUCACCUUAAAGCGAGGUGGCACAUCCAAUGAGAUCGCUGUCGAUCAAGUCGUCUUCCAGAAAAGGAUAGAGCAACAAAUACGGAAGAGUCCCAAGUACCCUGGAGUUGUUCAGGAGUUUGUCACUGGGUUAGAGAGUCACAUCGAGGACGCAGAUAGUUUUAGGAAUUGCCUCCUGCCGUGUGUCCCACGACUGUCUGACGGAGAUGACAGUUCUGCCAGCUCAUUCCAGGAGAGUCUGCUACGCAUGCUGUUGGCUAUUGAACUUCUGCAGACUUCCAUCAUUAACACCUUGCUUGAAAAACUCCCCGAGUUCAUGCUCGAUGGAACCGGAGAUGGAGGACUCAGCAUUCCACGCAUGAUCAUUAACCAGCUCAAAUGGCUAGACAGGGUUGUGGACAGCAAGGAGUUGGCAGAGAAGCUCAUGGAGCUGGUGUCCGUAGCGCCGGUGGAUGUCGCGCGAGACAUAAUCACCAGUCUGCCCGAGAUACUGGAAGACUCGCAGCACAAUGACAUCGCCAGAGAGCUCAACGAUUUGCUCCAGACCAACACUCAGCUGACCGUUCCCAUCCUGGACGCUCUCUCCAGUCUCAACCUCAGCUCCUCAUUACUGACUGAGGUCCGUGGAGCAGUUAUGGCCACGCUGGCUGCCGUGCAGCUGGAAGACCUGCCCGUGGUUGUCAAGUUCAUCCUGCACUCUGUUUCAGCCUCUGACGCACAUGAGGUGGUGAAUGAUCUUCGUAAGAAGCUGGAGCUGGAGCAGUGUGUUCUCCCUCCAGUGUUGCAGGCCUCUCAGAGUCGCAUGAAGAGCAAAGGAGCAACAGAGGUCACGUCGGCUCCAGGAGCUGGGAACAGCAUUACACUGACACUGGACGGCAUCAAGUCAGCAGUGAGAUUUCAGAAAACUAUUUCAGAGGCUUGGCUCAAGGCAAUCGAGUCUGUGGAUGAAGCUGAGGACCACAAGGUAAUAGAUCUGCUGGUGCUGUUCAUCCUCCACUCCACCAAUGCCAACCUGAGUCGACGAGGAGCAGAGCGAGUGCUGAAGCUUAAAGUGAGGACAGGACUGAUUCAGGAGACUCUGCUGCAGAAGACCUUCAGGGACUAUUCCCAGGUGUUGCGAGGGUAUUUCCCGUCCAUCUUGUCUUUGGCUCAGUGCUUGUUGCGCUCCCAUGACCCCUGUGUGGUCCCUUUUGGAGGAUUCAUGUACCGACUCUCCUUCACUGUGUUUGACUCGUACUGCCAACAAGAGGUGGUGGGCUCUUUAGUGACCCAUGUCUGCAGUGGUGUGGCGGGGGAGGUGGACAUGGCCCUGGAGCUUCUCUGUGACCUGGUCACAGAAAAACCCACAGAAAUGUCUCUUUAUGCCGUCUUUGUGAAGGGGAUUUUGGACUACAUGGACAACCUCACACCCCAGCAGAUACGCAGACUUUUCCACCUCCUGAGCAGACUGGCCUUUGGGCAGCAGCAACAAGGCUCUCACAUUCAGGACGACAUGCACAUCGUGAUCCGUAAGCAGCUCUCCAGCACCGUGCCCAAGUACAAGCGAAUCGGCAUCAUUGGUGCCAUCAGGAUUGUAGGCAGCAUGGGAGCCUUCAGGCUGAAAGUGAAGGACACACAGAAUGAGGCGUUACCUCAGGAGACGUUCAGACAGGUGACGACUCUGUUGGAACUCGUGAGGUCAAGCAGCGAGAGUUCACCCGAGGCCACGGCUCUGUUCUACGAUGAACUCGCCAAUCUAAUCUCCAGCUCCACUCUGGACCCGACGGUGCAGGAACACAUUUCUAAGAGCGUCAUAGACGACUUUCAGAACGACUUUGUGGUGGAUGUUUGCCCUGAAAUAAAAGGGUCCUUCCCUUUACCGGUUCAUUUGAUGUACAACCUGGAAGUACUGGAUGAGAACAGCAUCGCCAUCAACCUGUUGCCUCUGCUGGCGAAAGAUAUUCAGAACAAAGGCGAGCAGCAGAGUCAAAGCAAGAAGGCGCACAAGAGAGUGUCUCCUCUCUGUCUGGCUCCGUUUUUUCGCCUCCUGAGACUGUGUGAGGAGAAGCAGAAUCCUGGAACCCUGGAAAACAUUGAUGGUCUGCUGGGCUGUCCUCUGGUCCUCACAGACAUGGGUGUAGUGGAGAAAAUCGAGAGCCUGUCGAAAGCUGAGAGGGAGUUUCUUUGUAACUUACUCUUUUACACCAUCAACUGGUUCAGAGAGACUGUAAAUGCAUUUUGUGGGCAAAAAGAAACUGAGUUGAAGAUGAAGGUGAUGACCCGACUGCAGAACAUCACGUACCUUCAGACGCUGCUGGAGAGGGUGCUGGCCGGAACGCCUGGUUUUCUUCCACCUGUUGCUAACUUUGAUGGAGACAGCGCAGAGGGAGCAAUACUCGUUAGUUCCACUGCUCCUGUGAACAAGGCAAAGAAAGAUGGUACAGGAAAGAAGAGGAAGGCAGCCGGUAAGAGCUCCUUAGACAGCAGCUCCCUGCACGAUGAGACGACUGAGGCAGAUGAGACUCAGCAGGAGCAGCCCGAGAAGGAGAAGGAGAAGGAGAUCUUACACGGAGUCAGUCUGGUGUCCUACAGACAGUUUUUCAGGGAGCUGGACGUGGAGGUGCUGAGUGUGCUGCAGUGUGGCCUCCUGUCUCGCUCACUGUUGGACUCUGAGCUCCACACCAAAGUGCAAGAGGAAGUCCUGCUGGGUCCGGCCGAGCUCGUCCUUCUGCUGGAGGACAUGCUUCGCAAACUGGAGUUCAGUCUCACCUCUGCUCCUGUCAAGAGAGCGCCGUUCCUCAAGGCAAGAGCCGAUAAAAGCGCUGGUUUCUCCCAUCUGCAGCAGAGGAGCGCCAAGGACAUCGCUACCUUCUGUGUCCAGCUGUUACCUGCGCUCUGCUCACACUUGGAGAACUGCCACAACCACUUUCAGACUCUGCUGACGGACAACAACGGUGUGAUGGAUGGACCGGCCACAGACGUGCAGGAGCAACAGUUGAUGACAUCUUGCUAUCAGCUGCUCCUGCGGGUUCUGAACACCACCUUCAGCUGGUCUGGAUUCAGUUUGCCAGGUCAGAGAAGUUUACUGAAGAAAGCUCUGGGAGUUGUCGCUGAACGACUCGAGGGACAGUCCGAGUUGAUCCUGGAGAAGCUCGUUAAACACUGCUUCAAGUACCUGCUCAACUUCAGCAGCACGAUGCCGAGUCUCAGCACCGCUCUGUGUCUCACCCGGCUUCUGUCCACCGUGUCGGAGAAAGGAGGAAACCCCGCUGCCUUCCGAGAGCAAACCGCUUCACUUGUGAAACGUUUCCUGAGUCAAGACUGGGUGACGGCCAGUGGAGAGAAGGAACGAGGGAGCAAAUUCAAUGAAACACUUCACACUCUUCUAAGCAUCUACCUAGAAAAUGUCGAUGACGUUCUAACGGCCGUGGAGGAAAUAGCUGAAAAUCAAGUCUCUGAGCUCGUUAAUGCAUCAAAAGACGAGGGCUCGUCAUCGUGGCCCACUCUCAACAGGCAAACAUUCCUGGUCUUCUAUAAAGUGAUGAUGGCAGAGCUGGAAAAAGCUGUCAAGAAGAUUCCUGCGAGCAAAAUGAGUGACAACACUGAGACGCAGAGUGAGAAGCUGCUGACAUGGAACCUAGCUGUCAGAGAUUUUAACAUUCUGGUCAACCUAGUGAAGGUGUUUGAUUCCAGACCAGUUCUCAACGUGUGCCUAAAGUAUGGCCGUCUUUUCUUGGAGUCUUUCCUGAAAUUGGGGAUGCCGCUGCUGGACUACAGUUUCAAAAAGCACAAGGGGGAAGUCCACAACCUCCUAAAGACCUUCCAGCUCAGCACCAGGCAGCUCCAUCACAUGUGUGGGCACUCAAAGAUUCGACAAGACAUGAGUCUGACCAACCAUGUGCCGGCCUUGAAGAAGAGCCUGGAGCAGUUUCUGUACAGAGUGAAGGCCACGCUCACACUCAACAACUGUCAGGAGGCAUUUUGGAUCGGCACUUUGAAAAACCGCAACCUGAAGGGUGAAGAGAUCCUUUCACAGAGGUCACAGGACAGUGACGACGAUGACGAUGACGAGGAGGAGCAGGGUCCAGCGCAGCCUGCACAGGCGAAGGCUGAAGCCAAGAUAAGUGACUCUGAGGAGAGUACGAAGAUAAACGGAGUGAACGAUGUGGAUGAAGAAGAUCUCACAGAAGACUCUGAGUAACGCGCUGAAGCACAUGUACAUAACAACACAGUUAGCUGUUGGCUUUAAAUCUACAGUUUAUUAUUAUAUUUUGAAGUUUGGAAUGUUUGUAUGUCUUAUUGAUGUUUUCAGAAUGUAUUGAAUAUUGCUGCGCGUAGUAAAUAAAAUCACAUCUGGCAAAAACACCACAUGCUCAUUAAAGAAAUGAAGGGAUGAGUUGUACUUUCAUGUUUCCCUCUCUGUUGGAAGAUAAAAUAACACAGUAAAUGGAAGUUUUCAAAUCAUGGAAUGUAAAGAGUGUGAGAUCUAGA